AGUCCUACGCACGUUCGCUCUCGGGGGCGGACUUAGUGGCGGAAGUGGCGCCGCCGGGAGAUCCCCUUCCUCUCCGAGGCGCUGCUGGGGCCGCGGAGACCGGCUGCGGCUGGGGCUAAGAAGAACUGGGGCCGUAGCCGACAUGGAGCAGCCGUACCGCUGAGGCCCAGCCCUCUCUGCCUGGAGGUGGGGGCCGCCAGGAUGAGCAAGCUGUCUGGGGAGCCGGCCCGUGACCUGGAGCGCAGCCUGCCAGCCGUGGCCUCCCUUGGCUUGUCGCUGUCCCACAGCCAGAGCCUCUCCUCGCAUUUCCUCCCGCCGCCUCGUGAGAAGCGCCGGUCCAUCUCCGACGUCCGCCGCACCUUCUGCCUCUUUGUCACCUUCGACCUGCUUUUCAUCUCCCUGCUCUGGAUCAUUGAGCUGAACACCAACACAGGCAUCCGGAAGAACCUGGAGCAGGAGAUCAUCCACUACAGCUUUAAAACUUCCUUCUUUGACAUCUUGGUCCUGGCCGCCUUCCGCUUCUCGGGGCUGCUCCUGGGGUACGCUGUGCUGCGGCUCCGGCACUGGUGGGUGAUUGCGGUCACCACGCUGGUGUCCAGUGCAUUCCUCAUUGUCAAGGUCAUCCUCUCUGAGCUGCUCAGCAAAGGGGCCUUCGGCUACUUGCUCCCUAUCGUCUCCUUCGUCCUCGCCUGGUUGGAGACCUGGUUCCUUGACUUCAAAGUCCUACCCCAGGAGGCUGAGGAGGAGCGAUGGUAUCUCGCUGCCCAGGCUGCUGUCGCCCGAGGACCCUUGCUCUUCUCCGGCGCCCUGUCCGAGGGCCAGUUCUAUUCACCCCCAGAAUCCUUUGCAGGGUCUGACAAUGAAUCAGAUGGAGAAGCUGCUGGGAAGAAAGGCUUCUCUGCCCAGGAACGGGAGUACGUCCUCCAGGGGAAGGAGGCCGUGGCGGUGGUGGACCAGAUCUUGGCCCAGGAGGAGAACUGGAGGUUCGAGAAGAAUAACGAAUAUGGGGACACUGUGUACACCAUCGAGGUUCCCUUUCAUGGCAAGACCUUCAUCCUGAAGACCUUCCUGCCCUGCCCCGCGGAGCUGGUGUACCAGGAGGUGAUCCUGCAGCCCGAGAGGAUGGUGCUGUGGAACAAGACGGUGACAGCCUGCCAGAUCCUGCAGCGAGUAGAAGACAACACCCUCAUCUCCUACGAUGUGUCGUCGGGGGCCGCGGGCGGUGUGGUCUCCCCCAGGGACUUCGUGAACGUCCGACGCAUCGAGCGGCGCAGAGACCGAUACCUGUCAUCGGGCAUCGCCACCACCCACUGCGCCAAGCCCCCGACACACAAAUAUGUCAGGGGGGAGAAUGGUCCUGGGGGCUUCAUUGUGCUCAAGUCAGCCAGUAACCCUGGAGUCUGCACCUUCAUCUGGAUCCUUAAUGCAGAUCUCAAGGGCCGCCUGCCCCGGUACCUCAUCCACCAGAGCCUCGCAGCCACCAUGUUUGAAUUUGCCUUUCAUCUGCGGCAGCGCAUCGGAGAGCUGGGUGCACGGGCAUGAGCAUGCCCCCUCACCACCCUGCAGGCCAGGGUCCUGUCACCACGGCCUCCAGAGCCAGAGGAGGGGCCGGUUGGGCUUCCCGCUGCCCACAGAGGACCUGGCCUCAAACAGUGGGGAGGAAAGAGCUUCCUCCCACAGCAGCCCCUCGGCCCCAAGCUGCCACCCUCCACGCGCUUCACUGUGCCUGGGAGCCCUGGCCGUGGGCAGGUCGAGAGCUCGAGCGUCUGACUCUGCCGCUGAGGCCAGUGGGGUCCAUCCUGCCGACGUUUACAUGGCGUCCCUGCCUCCUGGAAGAGGAGAUCCGCUGUCCCCACCUGGCCAGGCCGGGGUCUGGAAUGGGAACCUCGGACUUGGUGGGGGAGGACCCUGGGCAGGACAGAAGUCAGGGCAGCCUUGUCGCCAGUGUGAAGGCGCAGGACCCCCUUCUUCCGCCUGCUCUCUCAUCACGGUGUUUUAGGAUUAUUUAAAGGGUCUGGGACCUUUUUCCACUUGUGGGGGUGUAGGUUGCAGGUGGGAGUGGUGGGUGCUGGCAGGGAGCCUGCCUCUCCCAGGUUCUCUCCAGGUUGCCUCCCCCCGGCCCAGGGCCUCCUUGGGGACCUUUGUAAUUUGAGCCAAUUAAAAACAUGAACU
Messenger RNA from Lipotes vexillifer (Yangtze River dolphin), 2172 nucleotides. It is a transcript of the gene STARD3, whose product is annotated as StAR related lipid transfer domain containing 3. The coding region runs from base 202 to 1542 and encodes 446 amino acids. Gene Ontology annotation, molecular function: cholesterol binding; cholesterol transfer activity. The transcript has 15 exons. The record is from RefSeq and is a predicted model, not a curated record. Lineage: Eukaryota; Metazoa; Chordata; Mammalia; Artiodactyla; Lipotidae. Gene Ontology annotation, biological process: cholesterol transport. Gene Ontology annotation, cellular component: endoplasmic reticulum membrane; lysosomal membrane; endoplasmic reticulum-endosome membrane contact site.